UUCAAACAAUCGAAAAACGUAUGAUUUUUAUUUUCAUUUACAUUUGAGGUUAAUACCAUUACUAUCAAGAAGGUUAGAGAUUAAAUAUUAUACAGGAUUUCAUUGAGAAAAAUGUCUCCUAUCAUAAAAUUUCCUUGGAUAUUAAAAAAUCUGAAGUUACCUAAGCAGAAUUUUGCACAGAAUCAGUACGAUUGCGGACAGAAUUGGAAAUAUACUUUGAAAAAAUUUGCGUUUAACUGGUCGGGAUACAAUAAAUAUGGGCUUUAUACACAUGAUAUCAUAGAUGAGACUUAUCCUUAUAUAAAAGAAGCAUUGCGUCGAAUACCAAAGGAUAUGCACGAUGCCAGAAAUUUCAGGAUCAUACGCGCUGCGCAGCUGAAUUUCCUGAAGAUAUAUCUACCCAAGGAGAAAUGGGUCACAUACGAGCAGGAUAUAGAGUAUCGAUAUCUUAGACCGUAUAUAGAGGAGAUCCAAGCUGAGCAAGCGGAGAUAAACGAAUUUGGUUGCAAUUACAAUUACAGUGAUAAUGAUUGCCCAACUGAUGAAAUGAAAUAAGAGAACAGAUUUCUACAGUUCUCUCGAUAUCUUUUGAUAUAUUGGCAAAUAUCAUUACAUGGAAUGAUGUUU
Messenger RNA from Pogonomyrmex barbatus (red harvester ant), 627 nucleotides. Its product is annotated as cytochrome b-c1 complex subunit 7. Gene Ontology annotation, cellular component: respiratory chain complex III. Lineage: Eukaryota; Metazoa; Arthropoda; Insecta; Hymenoptera; Formicidae. The record is from RefSeq and is a predicted model, not a curated record. Gene Ontology annotation, biological process: mitochondrial electron transport, ubiquinol to cytochrome c.